Molecule: messenger RNA, 276 nt
Organism: Pleurotus ostreatus (oyster mushroom)
Lineage: Eukaryota; Fungi; Basidiomycota; Agaricomycetes; Agaricales; Pleurotaceae
Exons: 2
Coding region: 1-276 (91 amino acids)
Source: RefSeq, a predicted model, not a curated record
AUGGUCAAAUACAUCACCGUGAAAGCCAUCAAUAUUCAAAAUCUCGGUAUCAACGAUGUUACUAUUGCUCCUCCCGGAGGCGCUCCCACCGUCACACUGGCUAUCAACCAGCAGGCGCAGUUCACUGUCCAGGGUGGAUAUACUGCCCGCUACGGCACUGACCUCCUGACCGCUUUCUCUUUCGAGCUCAGUGGAGGAAACUUUAGCAUCACUCAAGGAAGAGUCACCGACGAUGCGAUUGCGGCCAAUGUCGCUAUCACCCCCACCCUCGCCUGA